Molecule: messenger RNA, 1755 nt
Organism: Plasmodium fragile
Lineage: Eukaryota; Apicomplexa; Aconoidasida; Haemosporida; Plasmodiidae
Exons: 1
Coding region: 1-1755 (584 amino acids)
Source: RefSeq, a predicted model, not a curated record
AUGAUGAAGAGGGGCAGUACAACUCUUACAGACAGCCCGACGUACGCCAAAAGGAAAAAAAACAAAUGGGCAAUUCACCCCUCCCCCUUCGAAUGCAAAAAAAAUAACUACGUAUGCUGUAGGAAGAACAACUUUAACAACUUGGGGGGACUGCUCCUGGAAAAAAACUUUUUCUUUUUUAAUUUCCUCUUAAGCGUAAAAUGUAACGAAGAGAAAAAAAAAACACACACUUCGGCAUGUGCCACAUCGGAUGGCGAUGCAGAAUUGCGGCUGUAUUAUCUCAGCCAGGGCCACAAGAAGGUAUUCCUUCAACAGGAAGAUCAAAAUGAGUGCAGCGAGGACGCGCCAGUGCACAUGCACAGUGUAGACAGCUGUGAGUCAAUUGGGGAGGCGCCAGAAAAGAACACAGACGCAAAUGCAAUAAGGGGAGAAUGCCCAGAACCACAUUUAAUAGAAAAAUAUAUGAACACUCUGCUGAAAACAAAUUUUUUUUUUUACAUAAAGAAUUAUAUUCAUCACAUUUUGAGGAACGUGGACAUUUGCAGGGAGGACCAACCGAACGAAACAUUUUUUGAAUUUUACACUAACUUCAAGAAUAAAAAAAAAAAAAUUUAUUUUUGCGACUCCGAGCAAUUGCUAAGUGAUGUGUACUGUGAUGUCUCGGAGGUGUCCGAUGACACCGAUUAUAACUACUUCUAUGAAAAGUCCAACCAGCUACAUGAUUAUGAGGGUGAGGAUGGGUCGCAGGAGGGGGGAGAAGACAAUGACAUGGUGAUGCAGGUGAAUGGGGAGCGGGAGGCCGAUAUGGAUGAUGGCAUGGAGAAGCCGAAUGGGGACAUGUGCCUCAUCCCGAACCUCAGUAAAAGGUUAAACAAUCUGCACUUCCAGAAGCGCCAUUCCAUGAUGUCCCUCGACGAUGAUAAGAGUAAGCGUGAGGCAAAGGAACGCAAAUUUGCCAAGUACGCCUGCGUCCGCUGUCGAGAGGGGAACUCUGGCGACGAAGACACAAACCUUUCUGACGCGUCUAACCCACCUGACCCGUCCUCCAGCGACAAUUGUAACGUUUGCCUACUGCAGAUCCUCAUUUCGAACUUAACCCAAGGGGAGCUACUCUUCUGGGCAAAAAUUAAAGGCUGCAUAGAGCAGUUCCUGGGGACGAUAAAAGCAAGCGUCCUUUUCAAGGGCCCAGCCAACUAUGUAGAAACACCGUACAUAGAAAUUAUGGACGACAUAAAGAAGAGGCAAAAGGAAGAAGAGCACAUAAAAUAUAUAAAAAAAAAAAAAAAAUUGGUAACUCUGACGAAAGAACAAAAAUGUAUUAAAUGUUUGUUCGAAAAAACGAUAAACUCUGUUCGAAUUUCCAUUAAAUAUGAUUUAACCCUAGCGAAUGAAAAUUUCAAUUAUCUCUUCAAAGAUCGGAUACAUAAAUAUAAAAAAUUUAUUCACAAAAUGCUGAUGCAAAAUUUGGGAGGGAAUCCCAAUUUGCACACAAAAAACGACAAGUCCAAUUUUUUACCCAAUCAUUUAAAUCCUAUUGUUUUUAAAAAUUGCAGGAAAAAAAAUUACGACUUUUCACUGCUCAUUCACAGUGUGCACUUGGACAUGUACGCAUAUAUGUACAUGCGCGAUUAUUUAUUCUUCCUACUCAUCAUGGUGGAGGCUUACAUCUUUGUUCACUUUAAUGACAUCAACUACACGUAUGCACACAACACAGAUUUGUUUCUCGACCAAAUUUUAAAAAAUCUUUUCACUUAA